AAACGCGUUUUCCGCGAAGCUCGAUCGUCGGUCGAUCGUCAUCGAAAAUCGCCGCCGCCAGGACUGGCCCAUUGGAAUGUACUGUGAAAAGUGAAGAUACCGUCAAACUGUGCAGUUGUUUCCCCGUACGAUGUGAUCCAUUUAAAUUCGAAUCGGUGAUUGUGAUUUUUAAUUGCACUGACGGCGCUCUGCUGAUGACCGAAAAAGGAACAAAUGCAGAACAUUUUGACACACAAAGUGACAGUCUAGUUUUGCGACGGAAAACUUCAAGCAGCGAGUGUGAAAAUUGAGAGAAUGAGCAUCAACGGAAACGUCAUCGGUGGGAGGAAAAUCGAACGAUUGUGAGCACUUUGGAGAGUGAGACAAACCCUGCGCGGAGCGCGAAUCUGAAGCGCGUCCUAACAAGACGGAUCGAAAUGGGUGGAAAAUGAUGAUCAAGGGGCGCGGAAAGAGCGAGUUAUGGAAAUGAAACAUUAUUAGAAAAAAAUCUAGCUCUUGUUGUUUGCAUUUAUAAUUAGUGGCGGUAAAUUGAAAGCGCCCGGAGUCCCUCGGGCAGCAGAUAAGCCGGAAUAAACAAAUUAGUAGAAACUGUGCAGGCCACCAAUCGGAUUGAAAAUGAAUCGUCAGCGAUCGUCGGUACGGAGUAAGGGAUCCUCUUCGACCACCACCAGUGAUCCACGCGAGAAGGUGAAAGAUUGCUGCCGCAAGUUUAUUGCGUUUAUGUGCACCCAGGUUGGUGUCGGUGGCUUAAUCGUCGUGUACGCGCUGGUUGGAGCUGCUAGUUUUAUGUCGAUCGAAACCCAGGAACCGAACCCGCUGAUCGAGCAUGUGGCUAAUUUACGGCGGAAUUGUGCCGCCGAACUGUGGGACGUAACCGAGCAGCUGAAUCUGUUCAACAGUUCCAUCUGGCAUAUGGAGGCGGAUGUGGUGCUGAAACGAUAUCAGGACGAUUUUGCCGAAGCAAUUCGUCGAGGUUACGAUGGACGAACACCGGAAGAGGCGUGGAACUUUCCGGCUGCGUUGAUGUUUUGUUUGGCUGUUUUUACGAUGAUUGGUUAUGGAAAUAUGGUUCCUCGAACGGCGUGGGGUAAAGGAGCGACCGUGAUUUAUGCCACCUUCGGUAUACCGCUGUACAUUUUGUACUUUAUGAACAUGGGAAAAGUGUUGGCUUCGACGUUCAAGUGGCUUUACACGUGGUUGCACGAGUGCAGUCACGAUCAGGAUGACGAUCUCGGAGUCGAGGAUGGCAGUGGUUUGGCACCACGGAAGCGAAUCAUUGUCCCGACGACGGCCUGUCUUUGGGUGAUAUCGAUCUACAUCGCUACCGGUACUAUCAUGUUUGCGGAAUGGGAAAAGUGGUCCUAUCUGGAUUCGGCGUACUUCUGCGUGACCAGUUUGUGCAAGAUAGGCAUCGGUGAUCUCGUGCCUGGAGCGAAUAUUCUCGACUCGCAGAGCGGAAAACCUACCAAGCUGGUGAUCAAUUUUGUUUACAUGCUGCUCGGUAUGGGUCUGGUCGCCAUGUGUUACAUCCUGAUGCGCGAAGAGGUGCGGAUAAAGAUGCAGGAAAUCAAGGAAGACACCCGGCUCUGUCUGGAGGACAUGAGCUCUAAAUUCGCGAAGUGUUUCGGCAGUAGUAAAGAUUCCCAGUACUAUGAUUGAAUUCCAACAAUAGAAGAAAACGUUACUACUAUAAACUACUAACUUAACGUGUAUUGAUUAUUUUUUCUAUCCAAUACGUAGUGAGCAUUGUUGUCUUAAAUUAAGAGAGAAGAGUAAUAAAGAUAUCGAAA
This is a messenger RNA of Sabethes cyaneus, 1790 nucleotides long. Its product is annotated as TWiK family of potassium channels protein 12. Gene Ontology annotation, molecular function: potassium ion leak channel activity. Lineage: Eukaryota; Metazoa; Arthropoda; Insecta; Diptera; Culicidae. The transcript has a single exon. Bases 616 to 1659 code for a protein of 347 amino acids. Gene Ontology annotation, cellular component: membrane. The record is from RefSeq and is a predicted model, not a curated record. Gene Ontology annotation, biological process: stabilization of membrane potential; potassium ion transmembrane transport.